Globicephala melas (long-finned pilot whale) is the source of this 2263-nucleotide messenger RNA. It is a transcript of the gene PLSCR4, whose product is annotated as phospholipid scramblase 4. Lineage: Eukaryota; Metazoa; Chordata; Mammalia; Artiodactyla; Delphinidae. Gene Ontology annotation, molecular function: phospholipid scramblase activity. The record is from RefSeq and is a predicted model, not a curated record. Gene Ontology annotation, biological process: plasma membrane phospholipid scrambling. Gene Ontology annotation, cellular component: plasma membrane.
GGUGGUUUCCGAAGUUUCGGGGCGCUCGGCGCAUGUCUGCCAGGUGGACGCGUGGGCCUGGCUGGCAGCGAGCCGUCUCCGGCGCUGGGUGAGGGGUCGGGGCCCCCUGGAUCUGAAGUCGGCGGUCGUGGCCCCGGGACUGAGGCUGUGUUGGGGAGAGCGUUCCGGCCGCGGAGAAGCGUGCCCCGGAGAGCUGGCUGCGCUGCCCGGCCGCGCUGCGCACCUUUCCCGCGUCUCCUGCCCCGGAGGCGGCUCCGCUGGCGUCUCUGGCGGGCGCUCGCUCAGCGCAGCUUUGCGGACCCGGGCCUGGCCGACUCGCAGGAUUAAUUAGAAUUCUUCAAAUGUCAGUCCCCACAGGCCCUGAACAACUUGCAGAUGAAAUGGAGAAUCAAAUAAAAUCACCUGAUCCAAGGCCUGGUGCCCCUCCUGAGUACAAUUCCCAUUUUGUACCAGGGCCCCCUGGACCAGCUGUCCCUCCUCCUGCAGGCCACCCAGGAAGCUUGCCUGUGGGAUACUACAGUCCACAUCAGCCCACUACCUUCCCCUUGUACAUGCAAACUGGUGGUAGCCAUCCUAUCCAGUACCAGCCUGGAAAAUAUCCUGCACCACAACAUUCUGCUCCAAUAGUAUGGAUGCCAAUGCCAACUGUUAUGCCAAACUGUCCUCCAGGUCUGGAAUAUUUAGCCCAGUUGGACAACAUACAUGUUCUUCAGCAUUUUGAACCCCUGGAAAUGAUAACAGGUUUUGAAACUACUAAUACAUAUGAUAUUAAAAACAACCUGGGCCAGAUGGUUUACUUUGUGACCGAAGACACAGAUGAUUAUACCAGGAAUGCUUAUCGGACACUGAGGCCCUUUGUGCUCCGGGUCACUGACUGUAUGGGCCGAGAAAUCAUGACCAUGCAGAGACCUUUCAGAUGCACCUGCUGCUGCUUCUGUUGCCCCUCCACCAGGCAAGAGCUGGAGGUGCAGUGUCCUCCUGGUGUCACCAUUGGCUUUGUUGCCGAACACUGGAACCUGUGCAGGGCAGUGUACAGCAUCCAAAAUGAGAAGAAAGAAGAUAUGAUGGGAGUGCUUGGGCCAUGCUCAACCUAUGGCUGUGGUUCAGAUUCUGUUUUUGAGGUCAUAUCCCUUGAUGGUGUAUCCAGUAUCGGAAGUAUUACUCGGAAGUGGAAUGGUGUGUUAUCUGCAAUGAGCGAUGCUGACCACUUUGAAAUUCACUUCCCAUUAGACCUGGAUGUGACAAUGAAAGCCAUGAUUUUUGGAGCUUGCUUCCUCAUUGACUUCAUGUAUUUUGAAAGCUCUCCACCACAACGUUCAUCCACUCAUAAUUGAUGGAUACCACAAAUCAGCAAUUCUGAUUAAUGAAAAAAAUUUAGAAAAGUUGGUUGGGCUUACAGUCAGCCCUCAGUUAUUCACAAAUAUAUUUAUCUGCUCUUGCAGAUUAUUGUUAUUGGAUAUUAGCUUUGACAGGUAGGCUGAGCGUGUAAGUGAAAGAACACAUCUAAACAUGUGUUUCAAUUGAGUAUCUGUCUACCCUUCUACUUGGUAGACUAGGAGUUUACCUGAAAAAGUUAUGACCCAUUAACCAAGUAAACAUAUAUAUAGUGAACUUGAAAACGCUUUAAACAUGAGAUGAGGGGAAAUGAAUCCCAAAGCUUUCACAUUAAUUGAUAGUAAAAUGAUGGGCUUUUUAGAGCAAUCUUUGUUUAGAUAGAGUAAUAUAGCUUCUAACUCUGACCCUCUCCUCUCCAUCAACAUGUCCAGUUACUGAAGACAAAUUUGAUUCCAGGUGAAAAGAAUGAUACUCUUCAUUGUUAGAAACAAAACGGAAGGCAGAGAGAAAUACUAUGUUUUAUUGCCCAAGGAAAAUUUUACUUGUGCAAAUGUAUCAGAACCUUAUUUUGCAAACUUCAUAAAAAUUUCAAUGGAAAUUUUUAUUUUAUUACAAAAUAAAACAUGUUUUUCAUAUCAUAAGGUUAUAUUUUCUAUGCCUCAUUUACUAGCAUACACAAUCAGGAGCUGCCUCUGUAUGAAGAUAGAGUCAGACUACCAGGGCCAUUAACCAAUCUAGAUCUCUGAGCAAUUUAGAGACAUCAGUGCCCUUAUGAGAAGCUUGUAUUUAAUACAUUUAACCUCUCUUGGUUAUAGAUGUCUUACAUGUAAAAUAGGUUUGGUCGAAUCUCUAGGAUUGCCUAUUGAACCUGUGUCUCAUUUGGUAUGACACAGAGGAGAUGAUUUUUUUUUUUCUUACAAGAAGACCC